Peronospora belbahrii is the source of this 423-nucleotide messenger RNA. The record is from the annotation of a GenBank genome assembly. Lineage: Eukaryota; Oomycota; Peronosporomycetes; Peronosporales; Peronosporaceae.
AUGCGCCUGCUGUCUGUGAUGAUCAUUCUUGCCUGCUGCAACGAUUUUGCCAACAGUGAUGACACGUUUGUUCCAGUCAAGAAUCAAGACAUAAAUUCCAUGGAGGAUAGUAACGUGAAACGCUAUCUUAAAGGUAGCACGACAAGCGUAACCGCAUCAAAUUUCGAAGAGAGAGUACCUCAUGUGGAUGCCACCGAUUUCAAGAUUGCAGAGAAGUUAACAACUUCUGAAAAGCUCAAGAGUAUAACAGCGACGGAAUCUGAAGUCAAUAAAGUAAAGAUUGUGGUACUCAAGGAUCCCGCAACAGAAUAUACGAAACUCGAGGCUUUGAAAAUUGUUGCGAAAGCACAAGUGAAGCCAGUAGCUAUCAUAGCUGCUGUCGCAAUAGUUGGUGGUUAUGUUGUUUAUCUGGUGAAGGAUUAA